Molecule: messenger RNA, 7233 nt
Organism: Chanos chanos (milkfish)
Lineage: Eukaryota; Metazoa; Chordata; Actinopteri; Gonorynchiformes; Chanidae
Product: collagen alpha-3(VI) chain-like
Exons: 12
Coding region: 1-7233 (2410 amino acids)
Molecular function (GO): extracellular matrix structural constituent conferring tensile strength
Source: RefSeq, a predicted model, not a curated record
AUGCCUUCGUUCAUCCUUAUUUUCAAAUCAGACCAGAAAACUCAGAAACGAGAUGUAAUAUUCAUACUUGAUGGAUCAGAUGGCACUAGGAAUGGGUUCCCGGCAAUGCGAGACUUUGUUCAGAGAGUGGUGGAGAAACUGAAUGUGGCCGAGAACCAAGACCGCGUGUCUGUGGUCCAGUUCAGCAGAGAGCCGGAGGCCAAUUUCUUUUUAAACGCUUACACGAGAAAGGAAGACAUCCUCAGCACAGUUAGAGGUCUGAGGCACAAAGGAGGAAGACCCCUUAACACUGGGGCGGCUCUCCAGUACGUCCGAGACAGCGUGCUGGUAAGCUCCGCCGGUGGCCGACGACUGGAGGGUGUGCCGCAGUUAGUCAUUCUGCUGAGUGGCGGAAGGUCCUUUGACAAUGUCGAUGCACCAGCCUCUUCCCUGAAGGAGCUCGGAGUCUCCAUCUUUGCAAUAGGCUCAAGGGGCUCCGAUAGCAGAGAACUGCAGAGGAUUUCACAUGAGCCCCAGUAUGCUCUGUCUGUGUCGGACUUUACCGAGCUCCCAGACGUCCAAGAGCAGCUUCUGUCCUCUGUAGAGACUGUGGUAGUUCCCAUCACUCCAACCUCGCCAACUCGUUUAGUUGACUAUGCCACCCCAGGAAAGGACGUGGUCUUCCUGCUUGACGGCUCUGAUGGAACUAGGAACGUGUUCCCAGCCAUGCGCGACUUUGUGCAAAGACUGGUGGAGAAAUUCAGCGUAGAGGAGAACAGGGACCGUGUUUCUGUGGUCCAGUACAGCAGAGACCCAGAGGUCCAUUUCUAUUUAAAUGCCUACACCACAAAGGAAGACAUUCUUGACAGAGUUAGAGGUCUGAGGCACAGGGGAGGGAGACCCCUCAACACAGGGUCGGCUCUCCAGUAUGUGAGAGACAAUGUUUUCACUGCCCCCGCUGGCAGUAGACGCCAAGAGGGCGUUCCUCAGAUUCUGAUUCUGCUGAGUGGAGGAAGGUCGAGCGAUAAUGUAGAUGCGCCAGCCUCUGCUCUGAAAGAAAGUGGGGUCUUGAUUUUCGGCGUCGGCACCAGAAAUUCGAGCAGAGAGAUGCAGAGCGUUUCCAACGAUCCCACUUACGCUCAGGUUGUGUCUGACUUCUCAGAACUUCCCAAUGUCCAACAGCAGUUUUUGACCUCUGUCAGCACAGUCCUCUCGGAGGUAACGCCGCUGACCACGACAGUCAGAGUUCCCAUGGCUGACCGGAGAGAGACCAGGAAGGAUGUAGUUUUCCUGCUGGACGGCUCCGAUGCCACCAGGAGUGCCUUCCCAGCAAUGCGUGAAUUUGUUCAAAGAGUGGUGGAGAGGUUGAAUGUUUCAGAGAGGGGAGAUCGCGUGUCAGUGGUCCAGUUCAGCAGAGAUCCAGUGUCUCACUUUUACUUGAACACAUACAGGAAACAGGAGGAAAUUCUAAGCCAUGUCACAGGUUUGAGGCACAAAGGAGGAAGGCCCCUCAACACGGGGGCAGCCCUCCAGUACGUUAGGGACAACGUCUUCACUGCCUCCUCCGGCAGCAGGCGCCUGGAGGGUGUGCCACAGAUGUUGAUUCUGCUGAGUGGCGGAAGGUCAUUUGACAGUGUGGAGGCACCAGUCACCUCCCUGAAGGAGCUUGGUGUCCUGAUCUUUGCUAUAGGAUCAAGGGGUUCUGAUGGCAGAGAGCUGCAAAGGGUUGCACAUGACCCUAGUUACGCACUGUCAGUGGCUGACUUUGCCGACCUGCCCAAUGUCCAAGAGCAGCUUCUUUCUGCCGUCAAGACGGUAGUGGUAGAGGCCAUCCCGACAAGUACUUCGACAGCCAUAGUUGAGGGUCGUGCGGCAGGGAGGGAUGUUGUGUUCCUGCUGGAUGGAUCAGAUGGCACUAGGAAUGGGUUCCCGGCAAUGCGAGACUUUGUUCAGAGAGUGGUGGAGAAACUGAAUGUGGCCGAGAACCAAGACCGCGUGUCUGUGGUCCAGUUCAGCAGAGAGCCGGAGGCCAAUUUCUUUUUAAACGCUUACACGAGAAAGGAAGACAUCCUCAGCACAGUUAGAGGUCUGAGGCACAAAGGAGGAAGACCCCUUAACACUGGGGUGGCUCUCCAGUACGUCCGAGACAGCGUGCUGGUAAGCUCCGCCGGUGGCCGACGACUGGAGGGUGUGCCGCAGUUAGUCAUUCUGCUGAGUGGCGGAAGGUCCUUUGACAAUGUCGAUGCACCAGCCUCUUCCCUGAAGGAGCUCGGAGUCUCCAUCUUUGCAAUAGGCUCAAGGGGCUCUGAUAGCAGAGAACUGCAGAGGAUUUCACAUGAGCCCCAGUAUGCUCUGUCUGUGUCGGACUUUACCGAGCUCCCAGACGUCCAAGAGCAGCUUCUGUCCUCUGUAGAGACUGUGGUAGUUCCCAUCACUCCAACCUCGCCAACUCGUUUAGGAAAGGACGUGGUCUUCCUGCUUGACGGCUCUGAUGGAACUAGGAACGUGUUCCCAGCCAUGCGCGACUUUGUGCAAAGACUGGUGGAGAAAUUCAGCGUAGAGGAGAACAGGGACCGUGUUUCUGUGGUCCAGUACAGCAGAGACCCAGAGGUCCAUUUCUAUUUAAAUGCCUACACCACAAAGGAAGACAUUCUUGACAGAGUUAGAGGUCUGAGGCACAGGGGAGGGAGACCCCUCAACACAGGGUCGGCUCUCCAGUAUGUGAGAGACAAUGUUUUCACUGCCCCCGCUGGCAGUAGACGCCAAGAGGGCGUUCCUCAGAUUCUGAUUCUGCUGAGUGGAGGAAGGUCGAGCGAUAAUGUAGAUGCGCCAGCCUCUGCUCUGAAAGAAAGUGGGGUCUUGAUUUUCGGCGUCGGCACCAGAAAUUCGAGCAGAGAGAUGCAGAGCGUUUCCAACGAUCCCACUUACGCUCAGGUUGUGUCUGACUUCUCAGAACUUCCCAAUGUCCAACAGCAGUUUUUGACCUCUGUCAGCACAGUCCUCUCGGAGGUAACGCCGCUGACCACGACAGUCAGAGGUAAGGCAGAUUUCCGCACGAAGGAUGUAGUUUUCCUGCUGGACGGCUCCGAUGCCACCAGGAGUGCCUUCCCAGCAAUGCGUGAAUUUGUUCAAAGAGUGGUGGAGAGGUUGAAUGUUUCAGAGAGGGGAGAUCGCGUGUCAGUGGUCCAGUUCAGCAGAGACCCAGAGACCCAAUUCUAUCUGAACACGCACACAACAAGAGAGGACGUUCUUGACAAUGUGAGAGGUCUGAGGCACAAAGGAGGAAGGCCCCUCAACACGGGGGCAGCCCUCCAGUACGUUAGGGACAACGUCUUCACUGCCUCCUCCGGCAGCAGGCGCCUGGAGGGUGUGCCACAGAUGUUGAUUCUGCUGAGUGGCGGAAGGUCAUUUGACAGUGUGGAGGCACCAGUCACCUCCCUGAAGGAGCUUGGUGUCCUGAUCUUUGCUAUAGGAUCAAGGGGUUCUGAUGGCAGAGAGCUGCAAAGGGUUGCACAUGACCCUAGUUACGCACUGUCAGUGGCUGACUUUGCCGACCUGCCCAAUGUCCAAGAGCAGCUUCUUUCUGCCGUCAAGACGGUAGUGGUAGAGGCCAUCCCGACAAGUACUUCGACAGCCAUAGGGAGGGAUGUUGUGUUCCUGCUGGAUGGAUCAGAUGGCACUAGGAAUGGGUUCCCGGCAAUGCGAGACUUUGUUCAGAGAGUGGUGGAGAAACUGAAUGUGGCCGAGAACCAAGACCGCGUGUCUGUGGUCCAGUUCAGCAGAGAGCCGGAGGCCAAUUUCUUUUUAAACGCUUACACGAGAAAGGAAGACAUCCUCAGCACAGUUAGAGGUCUGAGGCACAAAGGAGGAAGACCCCUUAACACUGGGGUGGCUCUCCAGUACGUCCGAGACAGCGUGCUGGUAAGCUCCGCCGGUGGCCGACGACUGGAGGGUGUGCCGCAGUUAGUCAUUCUGCUGAGUGGCGGAAGGUCCUUUGACAAUGUCGAUGCACCAGCCUCUUCCCUGAAGGAGCUCGGAGUCUCCAUCUUUGCAAUAGGCUCAAGGGGCUCUGAUAGCAGAGAACUGCAGAGGAUUUCACAUGAGCCCCAGUAUGCUCUGUCUGUGUCGGACUUUACCGAGCUCCCAGACGUCCAAGAGCAGCUUCUGUCCUCUGUAGAGACUGUGGUAGUUCCCAUCACUCCAACCUCGCCAACUCGUUUAGUUGACUAUGCCACUCCCGGAAAGGACGUGGUCUUCCUGCUUGACGGCUCUGAUGGAACUAGGAACGUGUUCCCAGCCAUGCGCGACUUUGUGCAAAGACUGGUGGAGAAAUUCAGCGUAGAGGAGAACAGGGACCGUGUUUCUGUGGUCCAGUACAGCAGAGACCCAGAGGUCCAUUUCUAUUUAAAUGCCUACACCACAAAGGAAGACAUUCUUGACAGAGUUAGAGGUCUGAGGCACAGGGGAGGGAGACCCCUCAACACAGGGUCGGCUCUCCAGUAUGUGAGAGACAAUGUUUUCACUGCCCCCGCUGGCAGUAGACGCCAAGAGGGCGUUCCUCAGAUUCUGAUUCUGCUGAGUGGAGGAAGGUCGAGCGAUAAUGUAGAUGCGCCAGCCUCUGCUCUGAAAGAAAGUGGGGUCUUGAUUUUCGGCGUCGGCACCAGAAAUUCGAGCAGAGAGAUGCAGAGCGUUUCCAACGAUCCCACUUACGCUCAGGUUGUGUCUGACUUCUCAGAACUUCCCAAUGUCCAACAGCAGUUUUUGACCUCUGUCAGCACAGUCCUCUCGGAGGUAACGCCGCUGACCACGACAGUCAGAGGUAAGGCAGAUUUCCGCACAGAGACCAGGAAGGAUGUAGUUUUCCUGCUGGACGGCUCCGAGGCCACCAGGAGUGCCUUCCCAGCAAUGCGUGAAUUUGUUCAAAGAGUGGUGGAGAGGUUGAAUGUUUCAGAGAGGGGAGAUCGCGUGUCAGUGGUCCAGUUCAGCAGAGACCCAGAGACCCAAUUCUAUCUGAACACGCACACAACAAGAGAGGACGUUCUUGACAAUGUGAGAGGUCUGAGGCACAAAGGAGGAAGGCCCCUCAACACGGGGGCAGCCCUCCAGUACGUUAGGGACAACGUCUUCACUGCCUCCUCCGGCAGCAGGCGCCUGGAGGGUGUGCCACAGAUGUUGAUUCUGCUGAGUGGCGGAAGGUCAUUUGACAGUGUGGAGGCACCAGUCACCUCCCUGAAGGAGCUUGGUGUCCUGAUCUUUGCUAUAGGAUCAAGGGGUUCUGAUGGCAGAGAGCUGCAAAGGGUUGCACAUGACCCUAGUUACGCACUGUCAGUGGCUGACUUUGCCGACCUGCCCAAUGUCCAAGAGCAGCUUCUUUCUGCCGUCAAGACGGUAGUGGUAGAGGCCAUCCCGACAAGUACUUCGACAGCCAUAGUUGAGGGUCGUGCGGCAGGGAGGGAUGUUGUGUUCCUGCUGGAUGGAUCAGAUGGCACUAGGAAUGGGUUCCCGGCAAUGCGAGACUUUGUUCAGAGAGUGGUGGAGAAACUGAAUGUGGCCGAGAACCAAGACCGCGUGUCUGUGGUCCAGUUCAGCAGAGAGCCGGAGGCCAAUUUCUUUUUAAACGCUUACACGAGAAAGGAAGACAUCCUCAGCACAGUUAGAGGUCUGAGGCACAAAGGAGGAAGACCCCUUAACACUGGGGCGGCUCUCCAGUACGUCCGAGACAGCGUGCUGGUAAGCUCCGCCGGUGGCCGACGACUGGAGGGUGUGCCGCAGUUAGUCAUUCUGCUGAGUGGCGGAAGGUCCUUUGACAAUGUCGAUGCACCAGCCUCUUCCCUGAAGGAGCUCGGAGUCUCCAUCUUUGCAAUAGGCUCAAGGGGCUCUGAUAGCAGAGAACUGCAGAGGAUUUCACAUGAGCCCCAGUAUGCUCUGUCUGUGUCGGACUUUACCGAGCUCCCAGACGUCCAAGAGCAGCUUCUGUCCUCUGUAGAGACUGUGGUAGUUCCCAUCACUCCAACCUCGCCAACUCGUUUAGUUGACUAUGCCACUCCAGGAAAGGACGUGGUCUUCCUGCUUGACGGCUCUGAUGGAACUAGGAACGUGUUCCCAGCCAUGCGCGACUUUGUGCAAAGACUGGUGGAGAAAUUCAGCGUAGAGGAGAACAGGGACCGUGUUUCUGUGGUCCAGUACAGCAGAGACCCAGAGGUCCAUUUCUAUUUAAAUGCCUACACCACAAAGGAAGACAUUCUUGACAGAGUUAGAGGUCUGAGGCACAGGGGAGGGAGACCCCUCAACACAGGGUCGGCUCUCCAGUAUGUGAGAGACAAUGUUUUCACUGCCCCCGCUGGCAGUAGACGCCAAGAGGGCGUUCCUCAGAUUCUGAUUCUGCUGAGUGGAGGAAGGUCGAGCGAUAAUGUAGAUGCGCCAGCCUCUGCUCUGAAAGAAAGUGGGGUCUUGAUUUUCGGCGUCGGCACCAGAAAUUCGAGCAGAGAGAUGCAGAGCGUUUCCAACGAUCCCACUUACGCUCAGGUUGUGUCUGACUUCUCAGAACUUCCCAAUGUCCAACAGCAGUUUUUGACCUCUGUCAGCACAGUCCUUUCGGAGGUAACGCCGCUGACCACGACAGUCAGAGAGACCAGGAAGGAUGUAGUUUUCCUGCUGGACGGCUCCGAUGCCACCAGGAGUGCCUUCCCAGCAAUGCGUGAAUUUGUUCAAAGAGUGGUGGAGAGGUUGAAUGUUUCAGAGAGGGGAGAUCGCGUGUCAGUGGUCCAGUUCAGCAGAGAUCCAGUGUCUCACUUUUACUUGAACACAUACAGGAAACAGGAGGAAAUUCUAAGCCAUGUCACAGGUUUGAGGCACAAAGGAGGAAGGCCCCUCAACACGGGGGCAGCCCUCCAGUACGUUAGGGACAACGUCUUCACUGCCUCCUCCGGCAGCAGGCGCCUGGAGGGUGUGCCACAGAUGUUGAUUCUGCUGAGUGGCGGAAGGUCAUUUGACAGUGUGGAGGCACCAGUCACCUCCCUGAAGGAGCUUGGUGUCCUGAUCUUUGCUAUAGGAUCAAGGGGUUCUGAUGGCAGAGAGCUGCAAAGGGUUGCACAUGACCCUAGUUACGCACUGUCAGUGGCUGACUUUGCCGACCUGCCCAAUGUCCAAGAGCAGCUUCUUUCUGCCGUCAAGACGGUAGUGGUAGAGGCCAUCCCGACAAGUACUUCGACAGCCAUAGGUAAGACAGAGAGCACUGGCAUGCACAAGCCCUGA